Molecule: messenger RNA, 426 nt
Organism: Colletotrichum acutatum
Lineage: Eukaryota; Fungi; Ascomycota; Sordariomycetes; Glomerellales; Glomerellaceae
Exons: 1
Coding region: 12-392 (126 amino acids)
Source: RefSeq, a predicted model, not a curated record
CCGUCGAACCCAUGUGCCCCCGGUCUGCAAGAUGUGGUGGUCUCUUGUCUCUGCGUCUGUGUGUGUGUCUCUCUCUCUCUCUUGACAAGAGCGUAGCUCGCAGCCGGUCUAUAUCAGUCGUGAAGCCCCCAAGGCUCUUGGUGAUUUGUUUCUCGCCCCCAUCAGUCUCUACAUCUAUCUAUCAGACCCAGAUCUCUGGAUACCUACGACACCAAGACGACGGUCCAUCACCUAGUAGUCUGUCUCACGUUUCGAGAAAGACAUCUUCCACCCAAACUGUCUCUUACUUCACUCUCGUCAGCAACAACUCUCUUGAUACUACACUUUGUUACUUGACGUGGCAAAUACUCAGGAACCACAUCCUCGGAGGCAUACUACCACCCGCAAAGUAAAGCUCUGCGAAAGAGAGAGAGAGAGAGAGAGAGA